Molecule: messenger RNA, 1500 nt
Organism: Plasmopara halstedii
Lineage: Eukaryota; Oomycota; Peronosporomycetes; Peronosporales; Peronosporaceae
Product: Predicted E3 ubiquitin ligase
Exons: 7
Coding region: 1-1500 (499 amino acids)
Biological process (GO): ubiquitin-dependent protein catabolic process
Cellular component (GO): endoplasmic reticulum
Molecular function (GO): ubiquitin protein ligase activity; ubiquitin-like protein conjugating enzyme binding
Source: RefSeq, a predicted model, not a curated record
AUGUCCAACAAGGAAAUGGAGGCCAGCAUCUCACUAUUGUACAUGACGCAGUCAAUGGAUAUCCCGACGGCUGCGAAUGGGCUUGAAAAGAAGUUUGGGAAUCACGAUGUGCUUCUUGAUUCGUUGGUAGAAGUGGUGGCCAAAGAGGCAUCCGGUGAGCUGACACUUCUUCCCAAUGUGCCGCAGAAAAAAAAUCGACAACGUAGUGCGCGUCUUUCCGCAUUAUCGCGUGAGCUCACUCUGGAAAAAUUACGUCCACACUUUGGCCGGCCAAUCGUCGAUGUAGCGCGCGCAUUUGGCAUCUGCACGACGUUUCUUAAGAAAAUUUGCCGUCGUUGCGGGAUCAAGAGAUGGCCACAUCGACAGAUUAGGUCUCUUAAUCGUACAAUUGAAAUGCUUGAGCACGUCCAGUCGUUGGCAAAUGAUCCUCUAGAUAAGACGCGGUACGCGAAGCAGAUCAUUGAAUUGAAGGAAAAACAGCGCGCCGUUCUGCAGAACCCGGACGCCAACAGUAAGUUGAAGCGAAUUAAAAGGUUUUCGACUUUAAAGGGUGCUACCGAUGUAUUUUCAAUGGGUGGUGGUGGUCAGCUACCAGAUUGUGCAAAGACGACAAAUUGCCCAAAUGCAACGAGUUCUUCAGUGCUGGCUGUUGCGGUUGACACUGUGUCGAGUGGUGUAUCUGCUCAGAUCAUCUCACCUAAACAGAAAAGGGUUUUGCUGAAUUCGUAUGCAUUGGAUAUGAAGGUUCCUGCAACCACACUAUCCUUGUUGACGACGCCGUUGCAUGGUGCCGAAUCAUUUCAAUUGCCGUCGGCGCUAAAAAUCUCGCCGAGUAAUCAUAAGCUACUGCAGGCAAAAUGCAAUGCGAGUGAUCGACCUUUUAUAUUCAUGGACUCGUUUAACGACACUUUGAAGAUGGGACUAGGAAUUGAAACAGCGAGCACAGCGUCAUUGAACGCUGAGCCCUCCGAACGCCCAGAGCAUUUGUUCGAGUGUAAUAUAUGCUUAGACACUGUAUCCAGUCCUGUGGUGACACUAUGUGGUCAUCUUUAUUGUUGGCCAUGUCUGUACCAGUGGAUGCAAAGUCACUCUGAAUGCCCCGUGUGUAAGGCUGGAGUGAGUGAGCAAAACGUGAUUCCGGUGUAUGCUAGAGGAGCUGAGACAGCCGACCCACGAACUAACCAGCAAGUAUCUGAUAGCGGCGUUCCCCACCGUCCACGGGGGCAGCGUCCAGACGUUGAACAGCUCCGGCGGCGACAUCCGUUUAAUAUCGGCAUUUUUAAUGAUAUCGGACAAGGAUCUUCGCUGUCAUUUUUAACCUUCGGAUUCGUUCCAGCUUUUCUCGGCGUACCUUACCAACCUCCUGCUUCAGUCAUGAACCAUAAUGAUGGAACACCUCUGACAGCUCAAGAGGCGCGUCAACAGAUGCAGCAAGCUUUUCUGUCUCGCUUUCUUUUGAUUAUUGGUAGCCUAGUCAUUCUUUGCCUCAUUACGUUCUAG